This is a messenger RNA of Microtus oregoni (creeping vole), 2599 nucleotides long. RefSeq names its product protocadherin gamma-A11-like. Gene Ontology annotation, molecular function: calcium ion binding. Gene Ontology annotation, biological process: homophilic cell-cell adhesion. Bases 161 to 2599 code for a protein of 812 amino acids. NCBI's taxonomy places the organism in Eukaryota, Metazoa, Chordata, Mammalia, Rodentia, Cricetidae. Gene Ontology annotation, cellular component: plasma membrane. The transcript has a single exon. The record is from RefSeq and is a predicted model, not a curated record.
CUCACGCAUCUUAAUUCUGGAAAUAAGAACACCUUCGUUCGCUUCGGGAUAUGUUUUGGAUGCGGACAUCCUGGAACCUCGUAGACACAAAAGGUGAUACAGAAAAAAGUAAAUAAAUAAACCUGCGCAAGACCCCACGGAAGAGAGCUCACACCGGGCCAUGGCGAAUCAGCCUCAGAGACUGGUACGCAGCGCGCUGGUCCCGCUGUGCGUUUUCCUUGGGACCUUGUUGACGUUUGGGGCAGGGCAGAUGCGAUACUCGGUGCCAGAAGAGACAGAUAAAGGCUUCUUCGUGGGCAACAUCUCCAAAGACCUGGGGCUGGAGCCCUGGGAGGUUGCGGAACGCGGAGUCCGCAUCGUCUCCAGAGACGCAGAAACGGAGCUUUUCGCUCUGAAUCCGCGAGGUGGCAGUUUGGUCACCGCAGGUAGAAUCGACCGUGAAGAGUUGUGUGAUACGUUGCCCUCCUGCUUGCUAAAUUUGGAGAUUCUCGUGGAGGACACCCUGAAAAUUUACGGAGUGGAGGUGGAAAUAACGGACAUUAAUGAUAAUGCCCCCAGCUUCCGGGAAGAGGAGGUGGAGAUCAAAGUCAGCGAGCAGGCUAGUCCUGGGUCGCGAUUUCCUCUUCCUAACGCUAGGGAUCCAGAUGCGGGGAUGAACUCCCUCCAGAGCUACCAGCUCAGUCCUAGUAGCUACUUUUCCUUGCAGGUGAGAGGCGGAACCGAUGGGGACAAGAACCCAGAGCUCGUGCUGGAGGAAGGCCUGGAUCGGGAGAAAGAGGCAUCUCACAAUCUUCUCCUCACAGCCUUAGAUGGGGGAGAUCCCAUCCGCAAGGGCACGGUUCCUGUUCGUGUCGUGGUCCUCGAUGUAAACGACCACACCCCAAAGUUCACACAGUCUGUGUACAGAGUGAGUGUUCCCGAAAGCCUCAGCUCUGGAACUCGGGUGCUCGUGGUAAACGCCACAGACCCAGACGAGGGUAUCAACGGGGAAGUGAGGUACUCGUUCCGGAACGUGAAAAGCAAAGCUUCUGAAAUUUUUCAGUUGAAUCCUCAAACUGGAGAAGUUCUAGUCGGAAAGCCUCUGGAUUUUGAAAAGUACAGAUUCUACGAGAUGGAAGUUCAAGGCCAAGAUGGUGGAGGCCUCUUGAGCACCGCCAAGUUGCUGAUCACAGUUGUGGAUGUGAAUGAUAACAUUCCAAAGAUAACUGUCACCUCGUCCAUUAACUCCGUAAUGGAAAAUUCUCCUUCAGGUACAGUAAUUGCUCUUUUAAACGUUCAAGAUCAAGAUUCUGGAGAAAACGGUCAGGUCACUUGCUUCAUUCCUAGUGGUCUUCCUUUUAAGUUAGAAAAGACUUACGGAAAUUACUAUAAAUUGAUAACAAGUAGUGAACUGGAUCGGGAGCAGGUGGAGAGCUACAAUAUUACAUUAAUCGCCAAAGAUCAGGGAAGUCCACCCUUGUCUACGGAAACUCACCUCCUGCUGAAAGUGGCGGAUGCCAACGACAACCCUCCAGUUUUCACUCACCCCUCUUACUCUGCCUACAUUCCUGAAAACAACCCCAGAGGCUCUUCCAUCUUCUCAGUGACCGCAGUUGAUAGGGACAGCAGAGAAAAUGCCCAGGUCACUUACUCUCUGGCUGAGGACACAAUCCAGGGAUCACCUCUAUCCGCUUAUGUUUCUAUCAACGCAGACACCGGUGUGCUGUAUGCCCUGCAAUCCUUCGACUAUGAGCAGUUCCAAACCUUACAACUGGGAGUGACUGCUAGUGACAGUGGGGACCCACCAUUAAGCAGCAAUAUUUCGCUGACCCUGUACGUGCUGGACCAGAACGACAAUACUCCAGAGAUCCUGUACCCCUCUCUCCCUACUGAUGGCUCCACUGGGGUGGAAUUGGCGCCCCGCUCAGCAGAGCCGGGUUAUUUAGUGACCAAGGUGGUGGCAGUGGACAGAGACUCGGGACAGAAUGCCUGGCUGUCCUAUCGCCUGCUCAAAGCCAGCGAGCCAGGGCUCUUCUCCGUGGGGCUGCACACAGGAGAGGUUCGCACUGCCCGCGUCUUGAUGGACAAAGAUGCUCUCAAGCAGAGCCUUGUGGUAACUGUACAGGAUCACGGCCAGCCUCCCCUCUCCGCUACUGUCAGACUUACUGUGGCCGUGGCUGACAGCAUCCCAGAGGUUCUGGAGGAUUUGGUUAGUCUGGAGACUCCCGCCAAUCCUGAUGAGUCAGGCCUCACCCUCUACCUAGUGGUGGCCAUCACUACAGUCUCCUGCAUCUUCCUCAUCUUUGUCAUGGUACUACUGGCUCUCAGGCUUCGGCGCUGGCACUCCUCGCGUCUGGUCCAGGCUGCCAGCGGAUUGGCUGGCAUGCCUCCUUCGCAUUUUAUGGGCGUGGACGGGGUGCGAGCUUUUCUCCAGACCUAUUCCCACGAGGUUUCACUCACUGCAGACUCGAGGAAGAGUCACCUCAUCUUUCCUCAGCCCAACUAUGCAGACACCCUCAUCAGUCAGGAGAGCUGUGGGAAAAGCGAGCCUCUCUUGAUAGCUGAAGACUCAGCUACCAUUUUAGGCAAAUGUGACCCGACAGAUAUUCAGGUGAGAUAA